CCCCCUCCCCGAUGAGCAGCUCUAUCUGCAGCCCAUGUGGCUGGGAGGCAGCCACAGCCGGUUCCAAUUCCUGCUUUCCCACUUUGCGCCCCUGCUCACUGCCGGGGCUGAGCAGAGCCAGGACCGGCCGCGGGCUUCCCCCCCCCUCGCUCCCUGCCGCGCCGUCCUCCCUCUCCCCCACUCCAUCCGAUCCCCUGCUCCCCCAGGGCACGCAGUGUGGGAAGUACGAAUUUCCGCUGAGUUUUCUCGGCGACUUUCGGAGCUCGUCUUUCUCCAGCUCCCCGCUCCGCCCGCCUCUCCCCCCCGCAGCCACCGCGCUCCGCCCGCCCUCUCCACCCCCGGGAGAGCCGGCGGAGCAGCGGGCAGCCUCUCCUCGGCUCCUCUCCGCUCCUCCAGGCAGCCUGCAGCCCUCCUCGCCUUCCCUUGCCCCCGACCGGCUCGGGUGACGGGAGCCCAUGGUGCCGGGCACGGCGAGCCGCGGCCGCCGCGGCGCCUGCCUGCCCGGCGGGGAGCUCGGCCCGGCGCGGAGCCGAGGAGGGGCCGAUUAGCAGCCGCUCAGGAGCGGUGGGAUGCCGGAGAGACCCAGUGCCGCUGGGGGAAGCUGCCCACAGCUCGUCCCGGGAUGGGGGCGCCGCGCCGGGUCCGCCUGAUGGUGCUGCGGCGGGUGCUGUGGGGCUCCGUCCCCCUCUUCCUCCUGCUGCUGCCCGCGGCCGAGCCCAUCUGCCCCGAGCCAUGCGACUGCCAGCAGCACCAGCACCUCCUCUGCACCAACCGGGGCCUGCGCUCCGUGCCCAAGGCUGCCGAGCCCCAGGAUAUCCUCACCUACAGCCUCGGGGGCAACUUCAUCGCCAACAUCUCCGCCUUCGACUUCCACCGCCUGGCAGGGCUUCAGCGCCUGGACCUGCAGUACAACCGGAUCCGCUCGCUGCACCCCAAGGCCUUUGAGCGCCUGGGCCGGCUGGAGGAGCUCUACCUGGGCAACAACCUGCUGCCGGCGCUGGCCCCCGGCACCCUCAGCGCCCUGGCCAAGCUGCGCAUCCUCUACGUGAAUGCCAACGAGAUUGGCCGCCUCAGCGCCGCCUCCUUCUCCGGCCUCGGCAGCCUCGUCAAGCUGCGCCUGGACGGCAACGAGCUGGGCUCGCUGGGUGACUCCACUUUCUCAGGGCUGCCGAACUUACUCUACCUGCACCUGGAGUCCAACCGCAUCCGCUGGCUGAGCCGCGGUGCGUUCACUGGCCUGGCCAAGCUCCGCUUCCUUGACCUGUCAGGGAACAAGCAGAGCUCCCUUCGCCACCCGGACAUCUUCGGACCGCUGCGCUCCCUCCACACCCUGCUGCUGGCUAGCAACAGCCUGCAGCAGCUGACGGGGGGGCUCUUCCAGCACUUGCCCAGCUUGGCAAAGCUCUCGCUCAGUGGCAACCGACUGUCUCACCUGGCACCAGAUGCCUUCAUGGGGCUGGGCUCACUGAAGGAGCUGCGCCUGGAGGGAAACCUGCUGAGCCACCUGCCUGCUGCACUCCUAGAGCCGCUGAGCAGCCUGGAGGCACUGGAUCUGAGCCGCAACGCGCUGACCGCCCUGCACUCAGCCACUUUUGGUCCCCUUGGCCACUUGCGGGAGCUCAGCCUCCGAGACAACACGCUGGCCACCCUUCCUGGUGACAUCUUUGCCUCCAGCCCAGCUCUCUACCGCCUGGAGCUGGAGGGGAAUGCCUGGAGCUGCGACUGCCGUCUCCGUGGCCUCAAGCACUGGCUGGGGGCUUGGCACUCCCAGGGCCGCCUGCUCACCGUCUUCGUGCAGUGCAGCCUGCCGCCCACCCUGGCUGGCAAGUACCUCGACUACCUGCAGGAUGCCCAACUGCUGCCACCACCUGAUGGCAGCUCCUGCCUCGAUGGUGCUUUUCCCUCCUCCGCAUCCCCCCCUGCAGCCGCUGAGGGACUCGGCAGCAACAGCAGCGGCGGUGACAUGGUGCUGCCCCAUGGUCCCCCAGGGGCACCACCGUCUGCCUCCACUGCCCGCCUGCUGGGUGCCCCUGAGGGCAAGGUGGCGGUGCCAAUAGGUGUGACAGCUGCGCCAAGCCCCACGCCGCCACUGCCUGCCCGCCCAGCAGCCUCCAGGCCAGCACUGCCCAGUGCAGCCUGGCCCCGUCGUGCCGGCAAGCCCCGUUCUGCACCGUCUGCCGGGGGCCCACCACUGGUGUCCGACCCGUGUGACUUCAACAAGCUGUUCCUCUGCAACCUGUCGGUGGAGGCGGUGGGCUCCAGCUCGGUGACGGUGCGCUGGGCUGUGCGGCCACACCGCAGCCCCCGCCUGCUGGGCCCGGCACGGUUCCGCUUGCUCUUUGACCGCUUCGGCGCCACUGUCAAGUUUCAGCGCUUCGUCUACCUGCCGGAGCAUGGGGAGCCAGCUGCCACCCUGCGGGAGCUCCGCCCGGACACCCCCUACCUUGUCUGUGUUGAGGGCGUCCUCGGUGGCCGCGUGUGCCCAGUGGCGCCACGGGACCACUGCGCAGGGCUGGUGACCCUGCCUGAGGGCAGUGCGGCGUCAGGUGGGCCCCGUGGCCCUGACCAGCAGCUGCUCACGCUGGUUUUGCUGGCGGUCAACGCGCUGCUGCUCUUCGCGGCGCUGGCAGCCUGGGCCUCCCGCCUGCUGCGGAAGAAGGUGCUGGGGCGGCGGCGGCGGAAGGCAGCCCCUGUCCAUGUCCGGCAGCUCUACUCCACCCGCCGGCCGCUCCGCUCCAUGGGCACUGGUGUCUCUGCCGACUUCUCGGGCUUCCAGUCCCACCGGCCACCCCGCGGUGCUGCCUGUGCCCUCAGCGAGGCUGACCUCAUCGAAUUCCCCUGCGAGCGCUUCAUGGACAGUAGUGGCGGCGCCCGGCAUGGUGAUGACCACCUGCUGCAGCGCUUUGCUGACUGAGCCCGCCCAACUACAGCUCCCGGCAUGCCCCAUGAGGGAGGAGGGCGGCAGUUGGGCGCUGCCAUGUGGCAAGACUUGCUGGGAGCUGUAGUCAGCAUGGCGAGGCGACUGUUGGUUCAUGAGGGGAAGGUGUGGGUCCCGCGGGUCGCGGCCUGCAAGAGGGAGAGCUUUGGGGCUGCUGCUGCCUUCAGCUACCACCUGGCCUUUACCGCAGGCAGGGACAGGGGCCAGCUGUGAGACAUGCUUACUCGGUUGCCUCUGACGUCUCCGUUUCCUCAAAAAUUAUCACUAACCCAAGCGAAAGCCCUGACCAUGAGUGUAACUGUUCCUCGGUGAGGAGGGCAAACCGUCAGGAGCUGCUGUGAACAGCAGCUGGUGCCUCCCUUGUGCCAACUCAGAGCCAUACGUCUAAGUGUCAUCUUUUACAGGUGGUUUUUCCAGACUGCAGUUGGGAUGGCAGUUAACAAUAAGCAGCCCAGCCCAUGCAAGGAUGGUCUGAACUGACGUUUUCAAGGCACCUAAUAAAAGAUGUGGACUAAGUGUCUUUUAACAUUGCUACUCGUGAACUGUGCAAGCUGGAAGUCAGUCAGAGGGAUGAUGGAAAUGUAUGUUUUAUGCUGGACAGUUUGAAUGCUGUGCCAUUUUAACUCAAAUUGAAUGUGAGGCAAUUUAAUGUGCGUGAGUGUGUUUUUGUACUUUUUUUUGUAAACGGGAAACAAUAAUGCAGCUGGUUAGUUUUACAGGAAUAUAUUGCUGACACCACUAGGAAAAACUAACAGAGUUUUGUAAUAUGUUUACAAAUGAGGUAUUUUUUCGAUUGUUUUUGAAUAAAUACUGCUUGGUACUUGUACACAUAAAUGUGUGCUUUAGUUCUCUGGGUCCAUGAUGGUCAGUAGAUCACUGACCCUCAAAUAAUCCAUCUUCAUUUCUAAAUGAGUGGAUAAAGUAAACUGUUGAUGGUUAAAUAAUAUUGGUGCCUUUCUUCACAUACAAUAAUAGGUGAGGAUAUUUCAGAAAUGUGAAGCUGUUUUUAUCCUAACAGGCAAUUUUCUUGUAGCCUUAGCCUACUAAAGUUAGAAGCUUUAUGUACCUCACUGUGAAAUAAAACAUUUUUGUAUCUUAAUCUAAAUUCUGUGGUUUGUGUAGCUGAGUGAGUAGUGCUAAAGUUAAACCCUCAUGCAGUAGUAUAUGAUGUUUGAGUUGUGUUUUGUUGUUGUUGUUGUUGUUUUGUUUUAAUUGGACUUUUGCCUUUCUUUUUGAGCAAUGCUAAUCAUUUUAUGAUCAAUUGCUCUCUACUUUCUUGGACUUUUACUUUCCUAAAUAUUUACAGAAUGUGGCUCUGUUACUAUUAAAUAUGGUGGUUUAGUUUACAUAAAUAAUUCUCUCUGUGUGGUCUAGAAACGAGCUAAUUAAGAAAGGUCCAAACUGUGGUUACACUUUAAAUGCAAAUGCUUUAGGUGGAGUUUGGUAAAUUGUUGAGCCCAUUGAUACUACUUGUGCUCCUUUGAAUUUAAUGUGCAACCUCAGAUGAACUCUUGUGCAACUGAAUGGCUUGAAGGGAGUGAUUAGUGGACUAUGGAGACAUUCAUCUCAAUAUCAUGCAUUCAUUGCUGACAUGAGAUGUUCGUGACUACAAGUUGUUUAUUACCAUAAUUGCAAGUAGAUGAUUUUGAGUUUUAUUUUUCUUUUAUUUCCUUUUUUUUUUUUUUUUUUUCCUUUGAGAUUUACAACUAUUUACAAAAGACACCAUAGUAACUGUUCCCUUUUGGAGUUCAGUGACUGAAUGGAGAGGACAAAACUUUAAAGUUCUGGGGGAUUUUUAUUCAAUCAGGAGUGGAGAGGGAGUAGGAAUAGUUUGCCUUAAUAUUUGCCUUUUAAAUGAAGGGAUUUCUGAGUUAAGUCUUAAUUCUUGACUCAGUAGCAAAAAGCCCUUCGGGUUUUCGUUUUUGACAGGCAGCAGUUUUCAUGAAUAUCAAGGGCCAAACUCAUUUGCCAGUGUGUAGAUUAAAAUUCAUAGAUACAGUGUUUAAAUUUAAUUCAACUGAAGGAAUCCAGAAUCAGGUGUUAUUUUUCUGUAAGAAUCUUACAUUUCUGUUCUUCUCUUGGACACCUGGGUGCUUUUGGCCAUUUAUGACAAUCUAUGGAAUUACAUCAUUGUUUGUUGUUAGAAAUGUAAUGGGAAUUAUUGAGUAAAGCUGUGUGUCACACUAACAUUAUCACUGGAUAUUCUUCCAAUGGGAGACGCAUAGAUGCUGUAUACGGUUAUAAUCAGUUAUGUCAAUAAAUCCAUUUGCUGAAAGAAAA
Messenger RNA from Oxyura jamaicensis (ruddy duck), 5218 nucleotides. RefSeq names its product TLR4 interactor with leucine rich repeats (gene TRIL). NCBI's taxonomy places the organism in Eukaryota, Metazoa, Chordata, Aves, Anseriformes, Anatidae. Gene Ontology annotation, molecular function: protein binding. The coding region runs from base 35 to 2914 and encodes 959 amino acids. Gene Ontology annotation, cellular component: extracellular matrix. The record is from RefSeq and is a predicted model, not a curated record. The transcript has a single exon.